This is a messenger RNA of Zootermopsis nevadensis, 3956 nucleotides long. Its product is annotated as aldehyde dehydrogenase family 16 member A1. Lineage: Eukaryota; Metazoa; Arthropoda; Insecta; Blattodea; Termopsidae. The record is from RefSeq and is a predicted model, not a curated record. Gene Ontology annotation, molecular function: oxidoreductase activity, acting on the aldehyde or oxo group of donors, NAD or NADP as acceptor.
CCGGGAUCUUUUCCCGGGGGUAAAGAACGGCAGGGCGUGAUGCUGACCACUCACCCCCAUCUGGUACCGAAGUCAAGAAGGAAUAUGAGCUAUAACUCCGCCCCCCACCCCCCAAAGUGUACUUUCUGACAGACAGAACAUUUGUUAGGAAUAGGUUGAAUUCCUUUUCGACCAUCCUGUAUUAUACUCGCAGAUAAUGGUUUGAAACAGCAUACAUUGAGUGCAAUAUGCACAUUAACUAAACAUUUGCUCGGUGCUAUUUUUGUUCAUCAUUGAUGGCCCUUAUCGGUGCAAGAUAACAGCGAUAACGCCGUAUUUAGCGGCUGUUGUUACUGUAGGAAUAUUACAUUGGUUUGCUUUGCUAUGGCUGGCACAACAGAUCGUCAAAAGUCCUGUGCAAUAAUAGAAAUAUUUAAAAGUAUGGAAUAUGGCCCAGUAUCUGAUAGUUCGAGUAUUGCCAAGGCAUGGUUGAAGGACAGAAAGUUGGGUCCAUUUAUUGAUGGAAACUUUAAAGAGACAUCAUCAUCAGAAUAUGACGUGUUCAGGCCUUGCACAGAAGAAGUCCUGACUAAGGUAGGACUUACUUCAGAAGAUGACAUCAGUAUGGCAGUUACCUCUUCUCUCAAAGCAGCUGACACAUGGACCAAUCUCAGUGGUCAUGAGAGGGCCUGCCACAUAUACAGUUUGGCUCGUCACAUGCAGAAGCAUGCCACACUUUUGGCACAGAUGGAAUCACUGAAUCGUGGUGUGCAGAGUUGUGACCCAAGAGAGUUUGAUGUGCCUGCAGUAGUGCGAUACUUAUAUUACUAUGCUGGUUGGGCACAGCUAUCAUCUUCCUCUGAAUUAAGAGAUUGGAAACCUGUGGGUGUUGUGGCUGGCAUAAUGUCUGCUGUAUCGCCUCUCAUUACGUUGGCCCAAAUAGUAGCUCCAGCACUAGCUGCUGGGAACACUGUCUGUCUCAAGCCACCCAAGGGCUCACCACUGCCAGCAUUGCUGUUUGCUAACAUAGCUAUGCAGGCAGGGUUACCUCCUGGAGUGAUCAAUGUGUUACCUGGUGGUUCAGAGGUAGGGCGGCUGCUAGUCACACACAUUGGAGUUUCAAAGUUGAUGUUCUCUGGUUCAACAGGUUUGGGGCGACUCAUCCGAAAACAGACUGCUGGUCUGGGCAUACACCUCACCUUAUUAUUGAGUGGUGGAAAGUCCUCAAUGAUGGUGUUUGAUUCAGCUGAUCUGGAUUCAUCUGUGGAUGGGGCAGUUCAUGCAGCAUGGUUCAACCAGGGGCAGGUCCCAUGGUCUGUGGGCCGAUUGUUAGUCCAGGAGUCAAUUUGGCAUGAUUUUGUUCCAAAAUUACGUGCUUGUGUUGAUCGCCUGCGUGUGGGUGAAGCAUUUGACCAUUUGGCAGAUGUUGGAUCACCAAUAACCAAAGACAUUAUCACAAGCUUGGCAGUUGCAACCUCAGUAGCUCAGAAGAAUGGCUUAGAGGUGUAUGAAGCACAAAUACCACCAGGUCUUUCUUCUGAAACCUUUUUUCCACCAACUCUUGUAAUUGGUGGUUUUGCAGAUAGCAAUCUCACCGUAGAUGAUGAUAUUUUAUUACCUUUAGUAGAAGUUGUGCCAUUCAGGACAGCAAAAGAAGCCAUCGCACUUGCCAAUAAUUCACGCUAUGGUAUGGCUGCUUCUGUUUGGACAGAGAAUACUUCUCUUGCUCUAGAAGUGGCUUACCACCUUCAGGUCGGAACCGUGUGGAUAAACAGCCAUGGAACAGUAGAUGCAGGGGUACCAUUUGGUGGUUGGAAACAAAGUGGAAUUGGAGUUGUUGGAGGCAAGGAAGGUUUGUUAGAGUACAUGCAGUAUAAAGGUGUGAGGGUCAGCAUGACAACAGAUCCUGUUCAGUACAAGUAUUUUGGAAUGACUCCAGAUGUAUCAGUCUGUUGUCCGCCUUCAUUGAAUCAGCAGACAAACAAAGGUUCCGUGCCUGUAGUGGACCGCACUUACAAGCUGUACUAUGGUGGGGCAUAUAAGCGUCCAGAUGGAAAUAUGUCUCAUGCAGUCCUGGAUGGAACUGGAAAAAUACAUGCUAUUGUUGCAGAUGGAAGCAGGAAGGAUGUGCGUAAUGCUGUGGAAGCAGCUGCUAAAGCACAGCCUGCAUGGCGGAAGAUUGGGGCACAUGUUCGUUCACAGAUCAUAUAUAAUGCAGCGGAGAAACUACAAUCCAGGCGAGAAGAUUUCAUCAGCCAUUUGACAACUUUGUAUGGCAAGUCUGACAAAGAAGAUGCAUCUAAGGAGCUGGAUGCUUGUAUGAGCUUACUGUUUCACUGGGCAGCAAGCUGUGACAAGAAACAGUUCGCAGCAGGUGAUGUCAGCCCAAAUAGCAGUGUCGUUGUGAAUGUUUGUCGUGAACCAUUGGGCAUCAUUGGAAUAGUUCAGGCACCAGUACAGUCAUCAACUGGGCCAUGGGCACUGCUUGGCUUUAUCUCACUGUUUGCACCUGCUGUGUGCUAUGGAAACACAGUAGUUGUAAUUGCUGAUAGCAUGCAUCCUACACCUGCUCUGGAAUUCUGUGAGGUGCUGCAUUCAUCGGACUUUCCAGCUGGAGUGGUCAAUGUAUUGACUGGGGACAGUGAAGCUUUGUUGUCUACAUUAGCCAACCACCAAGAAGUAGCAGGCUUAUGGGCGCCACAAACUACGGCAACUGAAGCGAAAUAUAUUGAAUGGGCUUCCAGUGUCAAUCUGAAGCGUAUCUGGGUUGACAAACUUCCAUGUUUCACUAGUUUUGAACAAGUCACAGACUUCAGGGAAUUGUUUGAAUUGAAUUCUACAAGGACUAAAGCAGUUUGGAUGCCAUGUGGGGAAAUAUUCGCUAACUGAAACAAAAAGAAAGAUUAAAUGACAAACAAUGUUGGAUUUGAGGUUCUUACAGCAGAGUAUGAAAAAGAGUGUCUAAUGGGUUGUAGUACCGUGUUGUCUGGUAAAAGGUUACCAACGUUUCUGGGGUCCUUGCUGCCUCCAUCAUCAGGUGAUGGGUCCUGAUGAUUCAUCACCAUGAUGAUGGAGGCAGCAAGGACCUCUGAAAUGCUGGCAAAGUUCUGCCAGACUACAAGGUGCUACAAUCCAGAAGGUAGCCAUCUGCAUUCGGGUUUAUUGAAUGUGUACAACACUUCAAAAACUGCAUCCAUUUUCGUCUUCAGGUAUAUGGAUCUGUUAAAAAGAGCUAGUCUCAAUCACUGGUCCAGUGAUAUGUACAUAUAUAUAAAUGGAGUAGGAGUGAAAUUGGAGAUACUCUUAGUACUGGCAAAAAAUUCUCUGUAUCAUGAUUCAGGCUUUUUAUAGUGGGGGUAAGAUUGUUGAAUAGAUUAUUCCAGUAUAAUAAAAUCCUUUUUGAUAUUUACUGAGUUCAGUGUUUGUCAUAUAUCUGUUAUCUUGUACUUAUAUUGUGGAUUAUAUGUUGUCCACUACAAAUAAUGAGAGCAAGAAUUCACUGGCUAGUGGAAGAAUAUUCAAUUUCUUUAACUAUUCCCUACAUGCGGCAGUCCUUACAGUCCCUUCCAUUAUUCUAAUGAUUUUCUUUUGAAUGUAAAGUACUCAUUUGCUGUCUGUUGAGUUCCCCCGAAAAUAAUUCCAAAUGAUACUGUCAAAUAGAAGUAAGCAAAGUAGUAGUAGUAGUAGUAAAGUUUCUGUUUUGAUGAGUGAUGUGACAGCCCUCAUAGCAAAACACGCCGAAUAUAAAAGUAAGCUAACAAACAAACUGUUAACACUUAUAAAAGAUACUAGUGCCAAACGCGUUUUGACCUCAAGAGAUUAACAGUUUGUUUGUUUGCUUAUUUUUAUAUUCUAAUACACUACGAGGUAUGCAAAGUUUUAAAACAUGCCGAGUUUAGUUUAGGCAUAAUAUAUUGAGUAUGUUUUCCAAUUUAAGUUACUGUCAAUUUGAAGGCUAAGAAAUGUAGGUAUUUCUA